Molecule: messenger RNA, 1036 nt
Organism: Girardinichthys multiradiatus
Lineage: Eukaryota; Metazoa; Chordata; Actinopteri; Cyprinodontiformes; Goodeidae
Gene: dnase1l4.1
Product: deoxyribonuclease 1 like 4, tandem duplicate 1
Exons: 10
Coding region: 112-915 (267 amino acids)
Biological process (GO): DNA catabolic process
Cellular component (GO): nucleus
Molecular function (GO): DNA nuclease activity
Source: RefSeq, a predicted model, not a curated record
GAACCUACUUAAUAGUGGAGUCUACAACAUCUACAGCAGUCAUAAUAUUAGGAUAGAUUUUAACUUUGACUCGUUUGGACUCAAGCAGCAGCAGAUUCUCCAGCAGCCAACAUGAAAAUUGCAGCGUUUAACAUUCAGAAGUUUGGACGGCGCAAAGUGUCGGACCCAAAAGUUCUGAAGAUCCUGGUUAAGAUUAUUUCCCGGUAUGACAUCAUUGUGAUCCUGGAGGUCGUAGACGCUAAAGGGAAAUCAGUGGAAACAUUAAAGCAAGCACUCAACAAAGCCAACCCAACAAAGCCCUACACUCUGAAAAUCAGCACUCACCUGGGCCGAUCGCACUACAAGGAGCAGUUCCUGUUCUUCUACAGGGACGACCUGGUUGACCUUGUGGACUCAUACCAGUAUGAUGAUGAGAAGACUGGGGGAGAGGACGUCUUUGCCAGGGAUCCCUAUAUCCUUCGAUUCAGAUGCCCAAAUUCAGUUCUGGAAGAUUUGGUGAUGAUCCCAGUUCACACCACACCAAAGGACGCAAAGAAGGAGCUGGACGAGCUCUACGACGUCUUCCUUCACAUCAAGGAGAGUUGGAAAACUGAUAACGUGAUGAUCCUGGGUGACUUUAAUGCCUGCGGUAGGUAUGUUUCAAAGAAGGGCAUGAAGACCAUCCAAAUCCGUAGAGACGAAAAAUUCCACUGGCUGAUCGGAGAUGAUGUGGACACCACUGCAAGCAACGAUAAUACCCACACAUACGACCGGAUUGUUGUCUACGGAGAGGACAUGUUUCAGGCUGUAGUUCGAAAUUCUGCUAAAUCCUUCAACUUCCAGAAAGCCUUCAAGCUCUCAGACAAGCAGGCUGUGAAAGUGAGCGACCAUUAUCCGGUGGAGGUGAGGCUGAAGCGCAAAGUUACUAAGAAAUAAGGAUGGCAAUGGUGCAAGACCCAAGUCUGGCAGAUGACCUCCAGAGCGGAGCAGCAGAGAGGCCUAUUCCACACCGAGUCUAUAAGCAUAAUAAAAUAAAGACAUAAACCUUUAAACAUAA